AUGAAAAACUCUCGAAUGUUGAAAGAAAUGCCCAUAUAUUGUUAAAUUGCUUUUGAGGGGCAUCCCUUUCUUUUGUAAUGCUGGUUAUAAUUUGGAAAUAAUUGGCAAUUCUUGUACAUCUAUUUGCGGAGAUAGCACAAUUAUGUUGAAGAAUUAUGUGAUGAUGGAAAUCAUCUUAUUUAUGAUGGUUAUAGCUGCUAAUUUUAAUGUUAGGAGGAAUGUGCUGAUUGUUAACCUGGUAAUUUUGAAAUGGUUUAAAAUGAAUGGCAAAUUAUUUCAUUCCAAUAAUUUGUAGUUUAAGAUUAUAAUUCAUUAUUUAAUAAUAUAAUGACUUCUUCUGCCAUUCCUCUUCAUUUAGAGGGAGCUGAAGUAAUGAUAGGGGACGCCCUAUGGAAACUUUAUGAGAAAGAAGAAUCAGAUAUAAAUGUCAAGGGCUACAUUUAUAAUGAAAAUGAGAAUAAUCACUACCCUUUAGCUCUAUUUGUCGAUUCAGAUGAUCAAAUGAUAAACAAAGUCAAAAAAUAUUAAUCAAUAAAGUAUAGGUCUCGAAAGGAGGAUGCAUCAAACAAUUAUUGCAGAGGUUAUUUUGCUCUUGGGAAAGAAUUAAUUAAUCAAAGUUUAGAUUAAUUGAGAAAACAAAUAGAAAGUAUUGACAGACUAGAUUAAUAUUACUUCUGCGUUGAGUGGUGGAACAGGAUCAGGUUUCGCCACUUAUCUUUUGAAGAAAAUUUCAAUUGAAUAUGGAAGAAAGACUUAAAAAAAUGCAUUCUUAGUUUAUCCUUCUCAAAAAAUGUCUAAUAAUAUAGUAGAUUUCUAUAAUAUUAUAUUAUCCACUGAGUUAACUUCAGAUCUUUGUGGCUCUGUUGUAAUGUUGGAUAAUUAAUAAAUGUAUGAAACCAUAGAUUCACAAAUUGGUUUGGAUUCUGUUUAUUACACUCACUUAAAUAAUUUAAUAUUAUAAUUAAUUACAUCUUAUACGUAUUGA
Messenger RNA from Paramecium octaurelia, 985 nucleotides. NCBI's taxonomy places the organism in Eukaryota, Ciliophora, Oligohymenophorea, Peniculida, Parameciidae. The record is from the annotation of a GenBank genome assembly.